Oppia nitens is the source of this 2400-nucleotide messenger RNA. Its product is annotated as bicaudal D-related protein homolog. Lineage: Eukaryota; Metazoa; Arthropoda; Arachnida; Sarcoptiformes; Oppiidae. Bases 380 to 2269 code for a protein of 629 amino acids. The record is from RefSeq and is a predicted model, not a curated record. The transcript is spliced from 8 exons.
AAUGUUUUUAUGUGUAUUAGUUUGUGUUACACUUGAGAACAGGUACUGUACCACAGCUACCAGUGCUGUACAUUACUCAAACUUAUGUCUCUGUCUUUUCUUACUUUUACUGUAAUAUCUAUUACCAUCCCAUACGUUGUACUCAACUUUUUUCACACUCACCUGUAAUAUAAAGUUAUAUAAUCGGCUGAGAAAAUGUGUGCCUAUAUAUCUCUAACUAUUAUCGACUGUUUACUUCACAUUUGAAGUGAGAAACAUAAAGAUUUGUUUUGAGCCGAUAUUAAAUGACAUAAUAAGAGUGUCUUUUGACAGAAAUUAAAACAAAAAUGAUGUGAUUUUUUUGUAAUGAUUAUAUGAUGUUGUGGUAAAGUGGCAGACAAUGAUGCAUCAAAUAAGACAUCAGAACAAUACCAUUGAUGCCAGUGAUGAUAAUCUUGUUGUCAAAGAUAACGAUGUGAUUCGGGAUAAUAAUAAUUACCAUAAAAGAAAUGUCGCAAAUCUUGACGACUUUAUCUAUGAAUUGGAGAAUAGAAACAGUGAUACAAAUGUUGUGACAAACUAUAAAAAAUCAGAUAACAUGACCACCAGUGAAGACAGUGAUAAUCUAUUAAUACAAUUACAACAAAAAGAAAAGGAUCUGAUAUUAGCCGCAGAAUUAGGAAAGGCUUUAUUGGACAGAAAUGAAGAGUUAAGUCGAGCUAAUGAAAGGAUAGCUGAAGAAUAUUCACAUAAAUUAGAGAUUCUUGAACAGGAAAAGUAUGGAUUGAGGAGGAAAUUAGAGACUCUUGAAGGCGAUUACGACGGAAGACUUAGUGAAUUGCAAACCGAUCUCAAGUGUGUCCGACAAGAGCUGGAAUCGCAACAACAAUAUACUAAACAAAUUGAAUCCGAAAAAAAUAAGAUAAUUCAGGAAUUAAUUGAACAAAACCAUAGACUAACUAAUGAACUCAAACAGUCAACAGAAACGGAAUCGUUAUUAGAAAAUCAAUUGCAGACACUUCGGGACCAAUUCAACGUCAGACGAACCAAUCUUAACGAUCAUAUCGACCAACUCGAAGGACUCAGAGAAGAGAUAAAUUUGUUAAGCAAAAGAAAGGGUGAUUUGGAGAGAAAGAUCUCAUCAUUAACUCAGGACAGGGAACACCUCAAUGUUUCCCUCGAGGAGUCCAGUGAUAGGAUAUUCUUAUUGGAGAAACAGUUACAACAACAAGAACUCGAGUUAAGGACACAACAUAAAGACUUGGAUGAGUUAAGACACGCCAACACUCAACUGCAAAACAAAAUGGAUGUAUUGUCCAGAAAAACUGUGCCAUCAGAUCACUAUCUCAAUGGUCAUCAUUCGUUGUUCAAUGAAAUUGAGAUGUCUUCUCAAUCGUCAAACGAUGAAGACUUGAGAUCAUUAAAUGGCAGAAUUGAUGACAACGAAGACGAGAUCUAUUGCGACGAAAGGGAUUCGUCUUAUAGUUCAUCUCAAAGCGAUUCCUCAAAAUUAAGACAAGAACUCGUUGAGGUUUACCAACUACUGAGACAAACGUAUCACGAUUUGCACCGAAAGAAGGAUAAUAGCGGUAAUUUCAACUCAACGCAAGACAGCGGAAUCCCUGACGAACAGCCAAUCCAUCAAAUAAAGAGCGGAAUGUUUAAGACUAUUGUCAGAGACCUCAUCUCUAUUCUCAAUGACUUAAAUUCAGACUUCACUGAAAUGGUUUGCCUGUCGUGUCAAACGAUUGCCAACGACAGAUGUGAACUCGAAAGGUUAAGAAAAGAGGCUAAAGAGCAAAGCGAACAAUUAAAGAAAUCAUUGGAUCAGAUCACCGAAAUGACCAAACGAUUGACAAUUCAAGAGUCAGAGCUGAACGCCAUUAAGGAAGAGAAAGAAAUACUAAAAUGUGAUAUUAAUAACUCUAAUGGUUUGGCCAAAGAUGAGAUAGUGAAGAGAGCCUGGGAGGUCAGGGAUCAAGCAGUCAAACGUAAAAACAAUGUCGAAGUAGAGCUGGCAAAGACCAGGAUUGAAGUAAUGCAUAUUAAUAGUCAACUUUUGGAAACUAUUCAACAAAAGAUUGAAUUAUCACAACAACUGGAACAGUGGCAGGUCGAUAUGCAGAUACUUUUGGAUGAACAGCUCAAGAGUAAGCUAACGUCUCAAGAGUCAGGAGACAAAAGAAGAAAUGGUGACACAAAUGGCAUGAAUGGGACCGCAAUUACCAAUAAUAAGACAGUUAUGUCUCGCGGCAACAAAUUGCUGAGACUUUUAAGAUAUAAUAAUUGAAUAACUGGUCAGUGAUGUGAUCUUUGAAUUACAUUUCAAUACAUUUUAAAAGCAGACUGUGAUAUAAUACAUAAUUAAAUUUCAAGUAUAAACUUAACAAAAGUGCCUCAAAAAUGGCUCUUAAGUUAAUU